This is a messenger RNA of Lotus japonicus, 1005 nucleotides long. RefSeq lists its product as uncharacterized. Lineage: Eukaryota; Viridiplantae; Streptophyta; Magnoliopsida; Fabales; Fabaceae. The coding region runs from base 1 to 729 and encodes 242 amino acids. The transcript is spliced from 2 exons. The record is from RefSeq and is a predicted model, not a curated record.
AUGCAAAUUCAGGAAUUGGAUUUCAUAUUGGUACCUUUGGGUGUGUUGAUUCUGGGAAUUUAUCACGUUUGGCUUCUCUACACCAUUAUCCGCUAUCCAUCUCGCACUGUUAUUGGCUUGAAUGCUCAAUCACGCUAUCAAUGGGUUCUUUCCUUGAUGAAUGAUCCCUUGAAAAAUGGCAUUUUGGGCAUUCAAACAAUCCGGAACAACAUGAUGGCAUCCACUCUUCUUGCUACAACUGCAAUCACACUCAGCUCACUAAUUGGCGUUUUCGCGAGCAAUGACUCAAUUUUUGAAAAUAAUACUCCCAUUACUGAUUCAAUCAAACGCCUUUCUAUGUCGUUAUGCUUCCUUUUUGCAUUUCUAUGUAACAUGCAGUCUAUCAGAUACUAUGCACAGGCAAGCUUCUUAAUAUCAACUCCUGCACUCAAAGGCAAAAAGGAUUUGAUUGAAUAUGUUGCGAAAACCUUGGACCGUGGAAGUUAUGCUUGGUCCCUUGGCUUGCGUGCAUUCUACGUGUCAAUUCCUCUAAUCCUCUGGAUUUAUGGGCCUAUACCCAUGUUUGCUUGUUGCUGCUUGACACCAUUCACUUUGUACUUCUUGGAUACAACAGCUAAAAUCACAAGGGAACUUCACAGCAACUCGUUCAAGAAGGACAGGGGAACUCAUGAUGUUGAAUCUGUAGUGGAGCCUGAUUAUCAUCCUUUAGCUGGUGACAAUUUGGCUUAAAACACAGGUGUGGAUCAUGUAUAGUUAAUUAACCAUGUAAUAGUUAUGCGAGGUUUUUGUUAGAUUUUAGAGUUUUCUAUUUCCUAGCUAUAAUUACCUAGUGAGUCAUGAUAGCCUAGUAAUAAUAACGACUUAGUAGGUGUUAAUGACCUUGUGGCUCUAUGUAAACGGUCUAUCAGUGCUUCUAAUGCUUGUAAGAUAUCAAUGUAAACGGUCUAUGCUAAAACUUGUAAUAUCUUCUCUUGGUUUGUAAGUUUUCUGAUUUUUCCUUGCCUA